Molecule: messenger RNA, 1289 nt
Organism: Juglans regia (Persian walnut)
Lineage: Eukaryota; Viridiplantae; Streptophyta; Magnoliopsida; Fagales; Juglandaceae
Product: WRKY transcription factor 71-like
Exons: 3
Coding region: 174-1160 (328 amino acids)
Biological process (GO): regulation of DNA-templated transcription
Molecular function (GO): DNA-binding transcription factor activity; sequence-specific DNA binding
Source: RefSeq, a predicted model, not a curated record
AACCUAGACUCCUUCUGCUCUUUUCUUCUAUAUAUAAAACUCCUAAUCACAUUACCAGAGAUAUAAAGUGUAGAGAUUGGAGAAAUACUGGUAGUCAUAGAACGAAAGGACCUUAAAAGCAGCUUCCCGUCAAAGCUUCCUUUUUCCUAAUUCCUCUUCCUCGAUCCUCCUCCAUGUCUGAUGAACCUAAAGACCUUUUCUACCAUUACCUAUUUCAAGAUAAUCAGCAUCUUGAAAGUGGGACUGGCAGCUCAUACAAUGAAAAGCCUUCUUACAAUAAUUAUUCACAAGGAUUUGAUGAUGAUCCUUCUAAUUACAUCAUGAGCAGCUUCAAUGAUCAGAGUUUGGAACGACCUGUGGUUUAUAAUUCAAUGGCAAGCGCCUUUGGUUUGUCACGGCCGCCUUCAUCAUCCCAAGUAUUUGCUUCAGUUGAAAGCAAUCCGAAGCCAAGGGAAGUUGGAGAUUUAGGUGGUGGUAGUGGUGAUGUUAUUGUGACUGCAAACUCUUCGAUCUCUUCCUCUUCAACUGAGGCUGGUGCUGAAGAAGAUUCAGAUCACAAGAGUAGCAAAGAUAGGCAACCAAAAGAAUUGGAAGAUGGAGGGGAAAGCUCUAAGAAAGUGCCGAGCAAAGCAAAGAAGAAAGGAGAGAAAAAGCAAAGGGAGCCACGGUUCGCUUUCAUGACCAAGAGUGAGGUUGAUCAUCUGGAAGAUGGAUAUAGAUGGAGAAAAUAUGGACAGAAGGCUGUCAAGAACAGCCCUUAUCCAAGGAGCUAUUACAGGUGUACAACUCAAAAGUGCACAGUCAAGAAACGAGUUGAGAGGUCAUAUCAAGAUCCAACCGUUGUGAUCACGACAUAUGAAGGUCAGCACAACCACCCAAUUCCCGCAACGCUUAGAGGUAGUAGUACUGCGGCCGCAGCAAUUUUCUCACCUUACUGCAUGUUCACACAGCCGACAGCAGCAGCAAGACCAGUACCAACCUUUCCUCAACACUAUUUUGCGACUCAUGCUCAGAUCAUGCCUGCUCAAACAAUGAAUAGCCAGCAUCAUGAGCAAAAUCCACCUAAUAACCCUCAUCAUGAUCAUCAACUUCCUGACUAUGGAUUAUUACAAGACAUAAUUCCCUCGAUGUUCCUUAAACAAUAUAAUUAUGAGCCAUGAAUUAGCUGAUCAUCAUGUUUCUUGAUCCUUUCUCGAUUGGUGUCUCUCGUUGACAAACAAUUUCUAGAUACGUAACUAUAUAUGUUUUUCUCCAGUACUUCUUGUUGUUCCCGAGAAGGCGGCCACUAC